AUGCCAUCACCGCCACUGCCCGACGACGACGACGGCGACAAAAACCAGGAUGCGGAAGGGAUACUGACAGGCUACCUAGCGGCCCUACCGCCAAGCGUGAGCCUCACAGGUGAGGAUGAGGGCCUUCUGAGGUCCUUCCUCCGAACCCUGUGCGAGGGGCCCGACACGCCCGUGCCUAUCCCUACGCUGCUGACGACCUCACUGCCCAGGACCUACCACGCCGGCACGGGCAGGUCGCAGACGGAGUACCUGGCCCGGGCGAUAAAGCGGGCGAGACAUGAGGUCAUAUUCGUCACAUGUUUCUGGGCGGCGAGCGACUCGCUGGCCAUCCUCUCCGCCGCGCUGAGGGAGUUGUCCGCGCGCGCGCUGGCGGGAUCCCGCAGGAUUCGCGUGCGGAUAUGCUUCAGUUCCGUGUCGGCGUGGCAGAAGGUUAGGCAGAGCUUCCCUCCCGGUGGCGGGGGGAGGAAGGGGAGGGUGAGGAGGACAUGGGAGUGUUUGGAGGAGUUGGGCUUGCCGGGACGUGGGGAGGUGCGGGGCUUGGAUGUCGUCGUUUGGAGCUUGUUCUUCCCGCCCUUCUCCGUGCUGCACGGGAAGUAUUGCGUCGUGGAUCGGAGGUCGGUCUUCAUCGGGAGUGGGAAUGUCAGCUGGGAGUGCUGGGGGGAGGGUUGUGGGGGGUUUGGAGGGGGCGGGUUUGUCUCGUCGGUUUUGGCAUACUACAGGGCCGUUUGGGGGGAUUAUGGGGAGGUGCCGGGUUUAGCUGAGGAUGAUGAUGAUGGUGAGGAAGAUAGAGAAGGAGAGGAGGAAGACGCCCUAAAAGAGAUCAAAGAAUAUCCAACAAUCCUCCUCCCAAACCCUCACCAUCCCAAUCCAAACUUUCCCAUCCGCUCCUCCAUCCGAUCGUUAACCUCCCUCCUCCUCCCAUGCCUCCCAAUCCCCCAACAACAACAACAACAACCCCACUCCCCACAACCCCCACCAAACACCCCCCAAAACGCCUUCCUCCUGACCCUCCUCUCCCACGCCAAGACAUCGAUAACAAUUCACACCCCAAACCUAACCUCGAAACCCCUCCUCGCCUCCCUCCUCUCGGCCGCUUCCAGAAAGCUGCGCAUCACCAUAAUAACCUGCCGGAACAUGAUGCGUCUGGAGCAACUCGCCACGACCCCCUUCUCCACCACGGAAUCCUGCGUGAGAGCCUUCGUCGCCUCGCUCCCGGGCGUCGAGAACGUGCACUUGGGUUAUUGGCGCGGUGGUGGGGAGGUCAGGCAGUGGCACGUCAAGGCUCUGAUAGUCGACGACGCUUGGACCGUUAUUGGCAGCGCGAAUGGCGAUCGCGCGAGUUGGUGGGGGUCCGGGGAGAUCAAUGUUUGUGUUUUUGGCCGGGGGUAUGCAAGAGAUGUUGGCGGGAGGUUGGAGAGGUGGGCUGUCGAGGCUGGUGGGGUGGAGUGGGUUCUCGGUGGUAGGGAAUUGGCGGCUUGAACUUGGUCACGGGGGCUCACUCGGUUGUUGUUGAUGGUCUGUAUGGAGUUUGUUGGAUUUGUUGAACUGGAUGAGGUGAUUCCGCCAACGUUCCCCCCUCCAAGGCCGUGCUUUUUCGGCACUAUUGUGUCUGUACAGGUAGUAAUGGGACGUGGGUAUCGCCACUUUUGUGCAUGAUAACCCCCAGACACCCACCCCCCUUUCCGACCUGGGCCGGCUCCCAUGCUUGUAAUGUGCCCAUCAUAACUUUAUACGCACCAACCCAUCCACCCUGUAGAGAAAUUGGGAGACUCAAUUAGGAGGAGGAAAUAUCCGUUUUUUAUUGUUUUAUAUCAAACCGAUUAUUUAACCCCUCCAC
Molecule: messenger RNA, 1837 nt
Organism: Tuber aestivum (summer truffle)
Lineage: Eukaryota; Fungi; Ascomycota; Pezizomycetes; Pezizales; Tuberaceae
Source: the annotation of a GenBank genome assembly